Molecule: messenger RNA, 918 nt
Organism: Oryza brachyantha (malo sina)
Lineage: Eukaryota; Viridiplantae; Streptophyta; Magnoliopsida; Poales; Poaceae
Product: E3 ubiquitin-protein ligase SINA-like 11
Exons: 2
Coding region: 1-918 (305 amino acids)
Molecular function (GO): zinc ion binding
Source: RefSeq, a predicted model, not a curated record
AUGGCUCGUGAGAAGAGGUGUGUGCCGAGAGCUUCGGACAAGCAGCAGAGCAGCUCUGGAAAGAAGACAAAGGAGGAUGGUGAGACUGCUGCAGCUCAUGACAAGAGAGCUUUGACUGUCACUGUGGAUCCUGCUGUUUUGGAAUGUGAUGCCUGCUUCGGACCUCUGGCUCCCCCACUCUACCAGUGCACGAGAGGGCACAUCACCUGCGCGACGUGCAUGGAGGAGACGGGGCAGGGCUGCCUGUGGUGCCGCUCGACGGAGGCCACCAUGCGGUGCCGCGUCAUGGAGCACUUCCUCGCCGCCGUCAGCGUGCCGUGCUCCUUCACCCACCUGGGCUGCGCCGCCAUGGUGCCCUACGGCGACAGGGAGGCGCACGAGGCCACCUGCGUCCACGCGCCGUGCUACUGCCCCAUCCGCGGCUGCUCCUCCCCCUACUCCGGCGUCUCCCUGCUCGACCACCUCCGCCACAACCACCCGGAGAUCCGCCGCACCUGCGUCGACCGCGGCAGCCUCUCCGCGAUCAUGAUGCGCGGCGGCGAGCUGGCCCGGCUGCUGUGCCUCGCCGACGACAAGGACAGGGCGGUGGCUGUGUUCCUCCUCGUCGUCGACCAGUGCGAGGCGCCGGCCACGGGGCGGUCGCUGUGGAUGGUCCGGCUCAAGGCCGAGCCGCCGGCGGACGUCAAGGAGGAAGAAGAAGACGAGAGCGAAGCGUCGUCCAAGGAGGAGUUCAGGUACAAGAUCAUGGUCUCCGGCAAUGGCGGCGUGCUGUCGCUGGUCGGCGAGACGGUGCCGACCGUCGGGCGGCUGACGGCGCCGUACAGGCCGACCACCUUCCUCUUCGUCCCCGGCGCCAUGCUGGAUUCUCAUCGCCACCAUGAGGGCUCCAGCUUGUUACUCUUCGCCGAGCUCAACUGA